Messenger RNA from Schistosoma rodhaini, 10470 nucleotides. The record is from the annotation of a GenBank genome assembly. NCBI's taxonomy places the organism in Eukaryota, Metazoa, Platyhelminthes, Trematoda, Strigeidida, Schistosomatidae.
GUGAGAUUGGCCAUCAUUAAAAGAUUGUUAUUACGGCUCAUAUAACCACUUCUUUGAUGGAAAAAAUAUUCUUCAUGCAAGUGUUGUCGGACAUAUCAGGUUCUCCUGACGUACUUUUAUUGUGUCGUGACAGAUACAUGUAAUCAGCCAACUAUUCAAAUCUCCGACCUAACAUGUUUUGUGCCUAAUAUGUAGAUCGUAGAUAAUAUAGGUUUUAGUUGCCAUAAUGUCUAACUCAAUAAAUGAGUCUAACGAGUCAAAGGAUUUGAUCGAUUUUGAUUGCGAUUUUAACUGUCCUACUCAUAAGUUUUCGGAGAUACAAUUAAUGUUCGACCCCUUAAUUCCGACAUCAGACAAAAACGAAAUAAAUAGUCAUACUUUUCUCAAUCCUUUUUCCAAGCCUUCGGAUGCCUUAAAUGAAUGCAAAACUAAGCAUCAUUCGCCUUUUGAUUUGGUGUUGGAUUAUUCAUCGAAUUCGAUUGGAUCUCAGCUCGUGAAAAUAGAUGAAUUACUUCUUCCUCACACAGCGAAAGAUGCUAAUAAUGUUCCCGAACAUGAAGAUUUCUAUUUAUCUGAUGGAAAACUUAUUUCUCCAUCAGUUAUGGAUGUGAAAGAAGAUACCUUUUCAGCGAAGCCACAGGUUAGCACCAGUUCGGAUGAAGUGGAUUUGAAAGGAAAUCAACUGGAUUUGUUUUCCUUUUCUCAAACUGUUACUCCGUGGUGUCUUCGUAAGGGUGAUAAAAAUAAUCCUAAUUCUGCAACGAUUAAUCAAGAAGGAUUGUCUUCAACAAUACAACUGACUCAUUUUGUUGCUAACAGUCAACCUACAGAUGAAUUAAAACUAUUUGUUAGUUUUGUUGAAAGCCUGCGAAGGCAAAAGUAUGAUCAGCCAAAACCGUCUACAUUGAUCAAUGAUCUUGAUUGUGAUUCUGAACAAAAUGAAAAUAAUCCCGUAACUGUGUAUUCACCCCCAGACACUUGGGUAUAUGAUUAUGUCUAUAAUGAUUCUGUUGCAAAUGUUAUGUUGAAAAAUUCUCACACAAGCAUUAAUUUACUUUCGUUAACUUCUAACUCAGCUGGAUAUCAACAGUUGAAUCCGUUAUGGAAGGCGGAAACUGCUACUUCUAAUGUAUCAUAUAUAUAUCCUAGAUGUAAAGAAUAUUUCACUUCUCAACAUAACACUCCUGCUCAUUGGACUAAUACACCACGUUGGUGUAUUCCUCAAUUAGAAGUACGCAUUACUGCUCAUUUAAAUACUAGAAAAAAGUCAUAUCAAAGUUACACUACAAACAAUUCAAAUUACUCAGUCAAUUCAGAAACUACGAAUAAUUCUCCAGUCAACCCUCGGUUACGUUUAGUUUGUGAUCCUACAUCUACAUUGGUCAAUGAACUUAUGUUGGAAGCACUUGCUAAUGAUUUAAUUCCACAAGAAAUUGUUCUCGAUGUCAAUCAGUUUCAAUUACGUCUUCAAGGAAGAGCUGAAUUAUUACGUCCAGAUGCUCGUUUAUGUGAGUGUUAUCAGGUUCAGCUCUGCCAUCGAUUGGAUCAACCAUUGAGACUAAUUUUAGAACCAAAAGACGUUGAUCAACCAUAUAUGAAAAAAACUGUCAGUAAUAAUGAACAAUUCGUUCCUCAGAUUUUUUUCACAAAUAAUCGACCAAUACCUACUGAAGAAGAUAUAUUCAUCAGUUAUAGUGUAUUUCAAAAUGCGUUGGAAAAGUUUCGAUCAUGUAUUGUGGAAAAUUAUGCACAAGUGGAUAGUGAAUCAUGGUUAAAAGAAGUUCACUGUGCCAGUUCAAGUUUAUGUCAGUCAGUAAAAGCUGUCUUAGCAGCUGUCUGUUAUGGUAUUGCUUUUUCUGACGUUAUCAAUGCAUUAGGAAACAUACAAGUGUGUAUAAUGGAUAUUGUAUAUGAUAUUGGUUUAAAUCAUAAAGUAACCGGUUUCAAACGUCACGAUAAUAAAAACUUUAGCAGCCUUCGUAGUGAUAGUCAACAGAAUACUACACAGGAAAAUUGGUUUUCAUCAUCCUGUAAGCGAAAACAGACUAGGACUUCUCCAACACCUGUAUCCAACCUUCAAUCCACUCUUAAAAAUACAAGCAAAACACUUGUCAAUUUAAAACAUGGUAUAAAGUUGCAAUCAAGAAAGAAGCUACAUAAUUUGAUUUUAUCGUUGACUAAAAAUCUUCUUUGUCAACUAAGUGCAUUUUUUAUAUGGCGUCAUGUUAAUAUCUCAGUAAAUCCUCAAUUAAUUGAGAAUGAUAAUUUUUUAUCCAAUGGUGUAUCAAAUGAAUCAUUUAGUUAUUUGACUAAUAAACAGCUUUAUCAUACCAAAAGUGGACGACCUAAAGCUAUGCUCAUAGCGGAUGAUGCUGAUGGGGAAUUUCUCAAUGACCGUCAACAGUCUGAACAGAAAAGAGAAGUGAAAAGUUCCAUCAAUUGUUUAGAUGCUAUAGUCGUCGGGCUUAUCGCUAUACACAAUCCUCCACCACGUAAAACAACUGGAACCUGUAAUUCAAAUGUAAUUAUUAACAAUACAACUGUUAAUUCAUCUUUGUCUAGUUCAUCGUCUCCUAGUCAAACCAAUCCUAAUACAUCUUCAACAAGAACAGAUGGAUAUUAUUGUGUACGCCUUGGUUUAGUGUACGCUGGACGACCACUAGGCAAGGUAUAUCCCAGUUCAUUGACUACUCAUCAUGAUAAUAUAAAUGACAAUCAUCAUAAAUCAUCGCCUUAUAAAAAUCACACGAAAGAAAUCUCUUGGACUAGCAAUCACUUAUCACGUGACAAUAAAAAGAAUUGCUUUAGAGAUUAUUUCAUCAGUGAUCCUGGUCGUUAUCAGACAAUUCAGUCCGGUUUUCCUAAAGUUUUACAAUUUGACCAGUGGUUCAAAUUUCCAAGUUUCACGAUUAGUCAACUUCCACGAGAAGCAAUGUUGGCUAUUAGUUUAUUUUGGUGUAAGAAAUUGAGUACGGACAAUUCUGAUGUUGACGGAACGUUAAUCGGUUGGGUAAAUGUACCUUUAUUCGAUAUAAAUGGUCGAUUAAAACAAAACACAAUGAUUGUUGGUCUUUGGCCGCCAUCUGAAUUAAUGCAUGAAUAUCGGCCUACAUGGUCCCAAUCAAAUAAUUCACCAGGAUGUCCAGUUGUACAGCUUUGUUUUCCUGAAUAUCAAUAUGAAAUUGAAUUUCCUGUCAUUAUCCAAUCAGAAAGUGAAUUAGAGAAUUUUAGUGAGAUACGAGUUUCAUCUUUUCAAUCACUUUGUUCCGAUGCAAAACAGUCGAUUAAUGAAGCUAAAUCUGCUAUAUUCAUGCAAAUAUUAAAUCCAGAAUUAUCAUUUAAAUCUCUUGAUGGAUGUUUAAUGGCUUAUAGUGUAGCAUCAUCAUCAGUGCAUCGAUCUAAACAACAAGAACAUGUUCCAAUCCCUGUUUUACAAUUAGCUGUACUCAAUUCUAUGAAUUCAUCUUUUAAUCAGUACAAUGGAAAUGUGAUUGGCAAUGGUAGUUGUAAUAAUGGUAUCAGUGGUAGUGGUAGUGGAUCAAGUGGUCAUAUUGGGAACAACUCUACUUCUAGUAAUAAUAAUAAUAAUAACAAUCAUAAUAAUAACACUAAUAGUUGUAAUAGUAGUAAUAAUAGUACUAGUAAUAAUUUAACAACAUGUAGUAUCAAUUCAGUCUCUUGUUAUCUACCAUGUCCACCUGCAAUCGCUAUUGAAGUUUUAUGGAAUCUACGUUAUUCUAUAUGUGAUGUACCUGAUGCUAUGAUCGCAUUUGUUAUCAGUUGUCUGGUUAGUUGGCCACAAACAACAAGACAAAAUUUAAAAAGUGAUACGGAUAAAUGGUGUUGGCAAAAAUUACUGAAAGAAGUAUACGGUCUUUUAGCAGUCACUCCAGUGCCUUAUCCUGGUCUCAUUCUACGUCUACUUUCAUCGGAUGUUGCAGACCAAGGUAUACGUCAUUGGGCUACUAGAGCAUUAUCAUUACUGUCAUCAGAUAAUCUUCUUUUAUAUCUUCCUCAAAUAAUUGAGGCUGUAAAUCAUGAUUUAUACCUUGAUUAUUCUGGUUUAGUAAGUUUACUCUUAUAUAGAGCUGCAUUUUCAAUGCGAUUCGCCAAUUCUUUAUAUUGGUAUCUUUAUCCAAUGUUACAUCAUCCUCAAUCAAUAUCUGAAUGGAAAUUACAACGUUUUCGUUUUAUUCAAGCCGCUCUAUAUUGGAAUGCAGAUUCUAGACUACAUGUUAUGUGGAAACGUCAAGAAGAAAUGAUUAAUCACUUGUCUGUAACUGCAACAAAAGUUAAACAGGCUCGACCAAACGCUUCAGUUCGUGAAAACAUUCUUUAUACGCAUUUAAAACGGUUUAUGUCUGAACUUCCUAAACACUACCAUGAUAUAUCGUCAUCAUCAUCACACAUUGAAACAAUGGAUAAAAACUCUUCAAUGUUACGAUCGAAUUCUUGGGCAGAUGAUCAGUUGAUCAGCGAUUUCUCCAAACUGGAUUCAGAAUGGUCAAAAAACAAAUCUGUCGAUAAUAUUCAAAGUGAAUAUCAACUAUCUCAAUAUGAUCUUGGUUUGCGAAUGCCAUAUAACCCUGGACUAUUAACUCAUAGACUUGACAUUACUGCUUGUUCUUACUUUACAUCAUUCACUUGCCCAUUGAGACUUGUAUUUCAUUCAUUGGAUGCCGGUACUGAACCAUUCAUGGUUAUGUUCAAGGUCGGUGAUGAUUUACGCCUGGAUAGUUUAAUCUGUCAGCUGACUUUUCUUAUGGAUCGAAUAUGGUUAGACGCUGGAUUAGAUUUACGCAUGAUUCAUUUUCGUAUUCUGCCAACUGAAGAACAAAAAGGUUUUAUUGAAUUGGUUUCAGAAUGUAGUACACUUCGACAAAUUCAACAACAGGGUGGUGGUUUAACUGGACCUUUCAAAGAAGGUGUUAUCACAAAAUGGUUGCAAUCACAAAAUAUCACUGAAUUGGAUUAUAAACGAGCUUUAGAUAAUUUCCUACGUUCAUUAGCUGGAUGCUGUGUAGCAACGUAUAUACUUGGUGUAGGUGAUCGACAUAAUGACAAUAUUAUGAUACGUUAUUCUGGCCAUGUAUUCCAUGUUGAUUUUUCUAAAGUAUUUGGAAAUAGCCAAACAUUUGCUGGUAUUAAAAGAGAUCGUGUACCUUUCGUGUUGACGCAAGAUAUGUUACACGUGUUAAAUACCUAUUCUAAAGAUGUAACAAAUGAUGUAAAUAAUUCAUCAGGAUUCGGUUAUACACCAGGUCAUGGUUCCAGUCAUUCACAACAAGGUGUACAAAUCUUUAUAGACAGAUGUUGUGAAGCUUAUAAUUUACUAAGACAUCGUUCAUAUCAACUGGUUUCAUUGCUUGAAUUAAGUUUAUCAAUGAAUAUACCAGGUUUGAACCGUGACUGUAUUCGAUUUGUUUUAAGAGCAUUACGAUUAGAAUUAAAUGAUCAAGAAGCGAGUCAAUAUUUUACUGAAUUAGUUCGUAAGACCUUACACUCAAAAUCUUCUAGUCUGAAUUUUUUUGUACACGGAUUAGCUCAAGUUAAACAAGCUUCUCAUGGUGGAGGUGUUUCUGGCACAAAUACAAAUGCAUCUGACAAAAGUUCCCCUCCAAUAAUAAACAGUCAAUUUGAUAAUCAUUGGAAUACAUAUAAUAAUAUGAAUAGUAACAAUAAUAAAAAAAUUAACAACAAUAAUUCAAACAUUGGUGGAAAAUCGAUUGAUGAUUCAAAGACUCGAUCCCCUCCGACUAUCAGUAAUUCCCUUUCAAAUUACACUGGAACUGGACAAAUAUUUAGUUUUAAUCCGAAACGCUUCACGAAUGAUUCAGAUGGAACUAUUGAUGCAAUCGUGGUGGAAACUGCGGUGAAAAAGAAAACCGGUGAUAAACAUUCCGAUUACUACUUCCCAAUGAACGUUUGGCGGGAAAAUUGUCGAGUUCCAACUAGAGUUUACCGUCGUGUUUCAGAUUUAGAAGAAUUAGAAACGCGAUUACAAGAGCGUUUUCCGAAUUCAGUUGUUACUAAAACUGUGUCACAUAUCAUGAAUGCUUUAAAUUCAAUGAGUGUUAGUUCUACACGAUCCCAAGAUCAUGUGCAAUCUUUAACAGACAGCUUACUUUCAGAUGAUGAUACUGUGUCCAAAAGUGCAAUCGUAUAUACUUUCUUUCACAGUGUACUGUUCGAUGAAAGAUUUACUGCUGAAGACAUGCCAUCACAAGCUGUUUAAUUAACUUCUUCGUGGCUGACAACAUCGACUUCAUCAUCACUAAUCAAGUGUUGGUCAUCUUCAUCACCAUUACAAGAUUAUUUACCUGAAAAAUCUAAAGAAUAUACAACUCCUUUACUCAUUCCAUCAUUAUCUUCAUCAUCAUUAUCAUCGUUUCAUUUGUUUCAUAAUAAUUCUGAUGAUUUAUUAACAUCAAAAUAUAAAGUAGACUAUUUGCCAGCUGUACAUAUUCAGUUAUAUUUAAGUGAGAACUCCAGACGUUUAGAUGUUUUAAUCAAGCAUGCCAGAUGUUUAGUAAGCUUGUCUUGUACAAUUUUUAUGGUAUUUACUUUCAUUAAUCACUUUCUAGCCUGUUGUCACUGUUAUCGGUGUUCUGAUUUAACCUAUUAUUUCGGCUUGCUAAACUCAAUUAUAUGUGCGUGGAACAGGCAUAUGAUUGUCUUUUUUUGAUGAAUUCAUUUCCACCCUUAUAUUAAUGAUGUUAUGAAUAGAAAUGGAUGAUUGUUUUUUUCGCCUAUCCAUUUUUCUGGUUAUUCUUCUUGUCUAAAACAGUUUUUCCUCUUCUUAGUUUGCAUGUUUACUAAAGGUGUUUACCAGAAUAAGCUUGUGUCAUACUGUCUGAUCAAUGCUUAAUGCUAAUUGACCUCUGUCUAUGAGAUUGCAACAUAGCAUCUAGUCUAAAUAACUUGACAUUAUGAAACAUACUUGUUUUGUUGUUUAAUGAUACGAAAUCUGAGGUAUGGACUGAAUGAUUUACAUAUACUUAAUGCUACAGCUUACUAACAAGCAUUGCACCUAGGUCUAUAGCCUCCUGCCUGUUUCUUUUAAGGUGUACUUCGAAGAGAAAAUAAGUGACAAGUAGUUUAUGAUGAGAUUAUUCAUUCUCAUUAGUGUACAGUGAUACUGUGGUGUGUGUUAUUUAUAUCCACAUAAGUAUUAUGCAGCGGCGGUCGGGCAUUGAAUGUAUUUCAGUCGAAGAUCGAUAACGAAAGAACGGGAAAGAAAUGCAAUUGGUGUGAAAAUGCGUGUACAAUAAUAAUCGGAGACAAUGGACUGAUAUUUGCAUAAGGAACGUUCAAGAUUGAAACAAUUGAUUGAUAGUUUGCAAAUUAACUGUUUACUUUAUGGUUGUUAUAUUUUACUGAGAUAUUCUGUAAUUUUGUGCCUAAAUACACCCGAUUGUCCCCACUUGUGUUCUUGUUCACUACAAUACUUAUUUCUGUUAAUGUUACUUUUGGUCUGUACACCCGUCUUUCUUCCACAUGCCAUGCUUAAAAAGGGUUUUCAAAGAUGUUUUUUCAGAAACGUGUAGCAAAUCAAUAUUCUUUGACAACAUCAAAUAUCAUCUGUGAUGUUUAAUGACUUAUCAAUAUAGAAAUUAAUCAUCCUCAAAUACGUAACUUAUACUUCAGUAUAUGUCCAUGAGAAUUUCAUUUUUUUCAGCUAGUUGAAUGAUUCUAAUUAUGAUGAGUACUAGACAUUCGGGAAUUGUCUAAGAAACUCUUAACUUACAAGGCCUAAAUUCUGCUUAUCCUUUUAUAGUUGCGCAACCUGUUUUUAACCUUCUACAUAAAGCAAUAUAAACCAUAAUAUAAUAGAUUGUUUCAUUGUCGUAGGCAUGCACAAUAGGAUUAUUUUCGCUGUCACAAGAGAGAUUCGAAGCUAAUAUGCUGUAUGUUUUAAGUAAAUGUAUUUCAAGCUGAAAAAAAGAUGGUAACUGUUAUGAAAUCAUAACUUGUAAUAAAUAUUCAAUCAUCCUUUUUCUAUUCUGUUUCCCAUAAUAUGUAUAAGACAUUGAAAUUUCAAAAAACUCAAUAAAGAGUUAUUUUGCCAUAAUGAUAUUCUUGUGUUCUACUGGUAAGCCCUCAGCAUGGAGACUGAAUGCAUAAGUCAACGUUAUCAAAGAUGUAAGCUUAUCUUUAUUAUCGAUCAGUUAAUAAAACUAUCUUCAACUAUGCUAACUCAUUACAUUACAGUAGACUGAAUAUAACUUUUUAACCUCACCUAACAAACUCAAUACAUUCAUCCGUAAAAUAAAAAUGAAAGGGUUUACACAGUGGUUGAUCGUUUAUUACUCACUCACUUUUGAUAAAUGAUGACACCUGAAAUUGAAUUAACUGAUAGUGGGAAUACAUUUUUCAUUAAAUCACAUGAUAGAAACUUUUUUCAUAGACAAGACCAUGCAUUGUGUUGCUUAUUUUUAUAAAUAGGCAAAAUUGAAAUAUUUCAACUCUUUUAUUCACCUAUGAAGUAAUAUGACUGGAAUAAUUGACAGAUUUCUCAAUUUUUUAUUCUUUUACUGAAAAAAACUGGAUUAAUUUAUACAAAGAUUGAUCUGUUCGGAAACAUUAGGCAAUAUCAUAUGACAUUGAUGUUAGGAUAGCUUAUUUAUCGACCGGAUUCAACUGUAAUAUACUAGGUGAAUUAAGAUGCGUUCAUCAAAUUAUGUUCUGUUGUGACUGUUUGUUUAUACUGGAGCCAAAUUCAGAUGCACGUUUUGUUGAAACGUCUCUGGAUUGCAUUGAUCAAUAUUUACCCCAACCAAUUGAUCAUAUUGCUGUGUAUUGUGCCAUAAGGUAAUAUCUAGUCGAAUGUGAGAAAUAAUAUAUAUCUAUGCAUACAUUCUAUUGUAGGUCAGUUUCAAUUUUGAUCUUUAAAUCUUUUUUUAAAUAUUUUAGUACAUUCCCGGAUCGAAUGAGCCACCAGAUGUGUACAUAAAAGUUUAUUUACUUUCUGGUCGACGUCGUAAAGCAACUAAACAUAAAACAAACAUUGUUCGACGAUCUAGCUUUCCAUCAUUCAAUAUCACAGUAAAUCGUACUCAUGUCUUUCAUUUUUCAAGAGUUUGUUUUCUCUUUUUUGUAGUAUUUUCAUAAUGUUUAGAGUGCAAAGAUUAUUUGAACAUUGCCUUUGUUUAAUACUUUUUUGAUAAUAUUUAUUGAACCGAUAGUUUCAUCUUAUCUGUGCAUUUGUAUAAGCAGUUUUCUUUUAAACCAAAUAGGCUCUUGUCGAUAUGUUCUACUCGCCUUCAUUGUUGAAUAGAUUUUGGUAGGUCUCUAUGCCAGAUGCUGUCUUUCCCCGUGCUUAAAGCUGGUACAUGUUAGAAAUAAAUAGUUGUCUCAGCUUGGUUGAAAUAUAUAUUCACCGUUGUCUGUUGGUUGAGCUGAAACACUAUAAGACUCACUUAAGUGUCUUUUAGCUUAGUUUAGAUUGACUACUAAAGCUUUUUGAAGAAGGCCUGAAUGCUUUCUGUAAAACUCAUCUGCUUUUGUUUAUAAAGACUACGGUCAAUGGGAAUAUAGGCAGUGCAAUACGAGAGCCUAUUGUGGUUGUGAAUCUAAUCCUAUGUUUGUAUCAGUGUGAACACAAGAAGUAGAAAUCUAGUCCUCAGAUAUACAGAGGAUUAUUCGGUCUUAACAUUGGCUAGGUGAGGUCGAAGGAAUAACCACAAUCGGACCAUAUGGGAUUCAGAGAAGUAGAAUGUCGACCUUAACAGAUGCUGAAGUUCUAUCUAAUAAUGCCUGUUUUCUGACUGGCCCGGAUUUUGGAAGCUUCUGCGUGUUUAGGUAUUAGUUUCAAAUUAUCAGGGAUAACAUUUUCUAAACUAAACCCCUUAGGAUUGUGGUACCUGAGAAUAAAGAUUGUCGAAAGAAAAGAGUUUGUAAUAAGGAUUGAAUAAGCCAGCGAAGAAAAUUCCCCUUUCGAUAAAAUCGUUUACUCAAGCUGUACAUUCGUAUUUAUAGUUGUAUGGUAAAUAUAUUUCUAUAGAAGGAUAGAAAAGACUGCAUCAUAAAUUGAUUCGAUAGUCUUAUUAUCAAAUGAAUGUACGCAAUAAUCAAGGGGUAAGUUAAGAAUAUAUGAAUGGGAUUAAUUCACGGGUCAGAAUUAUGAAAGAUAAUUGUCCGCUUGACAGAUAUGGAGGGUAAUAAUAACUGAUUACGGUUUAAAAUUACGAAACACUAAUUUUAAAAAUCAAUAAUAAUAAUAAUAAUAAACCAGAGCAUACCAUAAAAGGAAAUUAGGGACAAGGAAGGAUGAGAAGUUGGAAGUUUUUGCACACAGCGUUCGAGCUUGAGUUACUUUUCUUCACUAAAUUUUCUUUAUUUUUAUUCAAUGACAAUGGGUUAUUUUAAUUAUUUGACUGAACAAGUAUUAAAGAGUAAAGAUGUAAUUUAACCGUGAGUAGUGUGAUUUUGGGCUAUGUUAGCUAUUGGUAAGCAGAGAUGGAUAGUGGC